Messenger RNA from Mesocricetus auratus (golden hamster), 1017 nucleotides. RefSeq names its product A-kinase anchor protein 9-like. The transcript has 5 exons. The record is from RefSeq and is a predicted model, not a curated record. NCBI's taxonomy places the organism in Eukaryota, Metazoa, Chordata, Mammalia, Rodentia, Cricetidae. The annotation marks the transcript as partial.
AUUCAUGGACAGCAAACAGAUGGUGUGAAACUUGAGUUUGCAGAGGAAAAUGUGGCAGAAGAGGAAUCAGGGAUUUUGUCGGUUCGCUCUCAGGCUGGUUUAGAGAGCACUGACACAGACAUCAGUCAUGAGAGUGAGCUGUCUUCUCUGCCAGAGAGUGAAGACAGUAAAAAACAUGAAAAGCAGUUUCAGGGGUUAGAGAGCCCUGUGAAUACCUUAGAGCAGCAGCUGAAAGCAACUGAAGUUCAUUGUGGAACAGAGAUCCUGACGGUUCAGGGAAGCAUUGAGACCAUCCAUGGACCACCAGCACAUCCAAGGAACAAGAAAGUAGAAAAUAACAACAUCCAAGAAUUAGAAAAACAAGCCAUCAUUGAAGAUUUACAGGAAAUAAUAAAAGAAGAAGGAAAUAAAUCUGCUGCCCUGCAGAAUGAGUUAGAAACUGAUAAAUUAGUAGGAGACUUAAAAGAACAGCUUAGAGAAAAGGACCAAGAGACCCAAAGCUUAAAACUGGAGCUAGCCAAUUGUAAAGAAAAAGAGAAACACUGCAUUUUAGGAAUUAAAGAGUUCAAGGGGAGAGUAGAAGAACUCCAGAAGAAAGAUUACAAAGAUAACCAUACAGACACUGGCAAAGAGCAGAGCACAGAGAGAGAAACAAGUAGGAAUGUAGAUCACCUCCAAGUGGAGCUAGAUGAAAUGUAUGGAAGAGAAAUAAUGCACAUGAAAGAAGAAUUAAUGAGACAAAACAAAUCUAAGAUGGAGGAUCUUAAAUCCCACCAAGAAGGUGAAAUGGAAACUAUCUUGGUAUCAUAUGCACGUACUACACUAGGUGAAGACAAAGAGCCUGUACAGGUGCUCAUUGGACGACUUCAAAAGGCAGUGUCUGAGGAGUGCUGCUCUGUGUCAAAGAGUAUGCAAGCUUUUCUUGAUGAACACUGUUGUCCUUUAAACUGUGAAAUGAAUAUAGAAGACAAAGAGAAUUCUUUUGAAGGGUAAACUUGCAAGAAUAUAGAUACCAAG